Messenger RNA from Epinephelus moara (kelp grouper), 4271 nucleotides. RefSeq names its product abhydrolase domain containing 3, phospholipase (gene abhd3). Gene Ontology annotation, biological process: medium-chain fatty acid catabolic process; medium-chain fatty acid biosynthetic process; phosphatidylcholine metabolic process. NCBI's taxonomy places the organism in Eukaryota, Metazoa, Chordata, Actinopteri, Perciformes, Serranidae. The coding region runs from base 150 to 1388 and encodes 412 amino acids. Gene Ontology annotation, molecular function: acetylesterase activity; glycerophospholipid phospholipase A1 activity; monoacylglycerol lipase activity. The transcript has 11 exons. The record is from RefSeq and is a predicted model, not a curated record.
GAAGAUGCGAGGCUUGGAAAACAAGCACGAGUCCGGGCCCACGGCGCGCGUGCGCAUCUGCCGAGUUGGGCUCGCAGGCAGACACAGCUGACUUUCACCCGAGCUGGCCGCUGUCCUUGCAGUAACGAGAGGCAAACAGGGAGCUUGCAAUGAUCUCGCUGGACUUCAAUUUCAACAUUUUGACUCGGGACCUGUCGCAUUAUCUGGAAAAUCAAGUGAAAGUUGGGCUGUUCGGGUCGGGAGUGGGACUGUCUCUGGUGCUGGGCUUUAGCGCAGCGUACACCUGCUACUAUCUGCUCUCAGUAGCGAAGAAGCCACAGCUCAUCUCAGGGGGCAAGAAGUUCUACCACUUUCUGAGGGAGCAAUGUCCCGUAGUGUCAGAGACCUACUACCCCACCUUUUGGUGCUGGGAGAGCCGCAUCCAGACUCUGCUGAGACCCUUUGUCACAGCCAAACCUGGAGUCGUCUACAGAAAUGAGCUUAUUAAGGCAGCAGAUGGAGGACAGAUCUCUUUGGAUUGGUUUGACAACGACGAGAGCCUCUCUCAUCCCGACCCGGCCACUAGGCCCACAGUCCUCCUCCUCCCCGGUCUGACCGGCACCAGCCGAGAGUCCUACAUCCUGCACAUGGUCCAACAGAGCCGGGAUCUGGGCUAUAGAUGCGUGGUUUUCAACAACAGAGGAGUUUCCGGUGAAACGCUGCUGACCCCGAGGACCUACUGUGCAGCCAACACAGAGGAUCUGGAGACUGUUAUUGAGCACAUCCAAAGGACGAAUGAAGCUGCUCCAAUCAUGGCUGCUGGAGUAUCAAUGGGCGGGAUGAUGCUUGCCAACUACUUGGGUCGCAAGGGCCGGGAGACCUGUCUGAGGGGGGUCGUCGUCUUCUCAGCAGGCUGGGAUGUGUUUGAGUGCACCGCUUCACUGGAAAAACCCCUGGACCGCUUCCUCUUCAACUCCUACCUCACCAGCUGCCUACAAGCCUCUGUGCACAGACACAGACCAGUGCUUGAAAAGUGUUACGACAUCGAUCAUGUCAUGAAGGCAAAGACCAUUCGUGAGUUUGACGAGAGGUUCACCUCCAUAAUGUUUGGUUAUCCUACCAAUGAUGACUACUACCAUGAUGCCAGUCCUGUCCACAGGCUGAAAUCUGUGCAGGUGCCAAUGCUGUGUCUGAACGCCGCUGAUGAUGUCUUUUCCCCAUCUCACGCCAUUCCAGUGGAGGCAGUGAAGCAGAACCCCAACCUGGCCCUGCUCAUUACCUGCCACGGCGGCCAUAUUGGUUUCCUCGAGGGCCUAUGGCCUCGACAGAGCACUUACAUGGACCGAGUCUUCAAGCAGUUUGCUAAGGCGGUCAUCGAAAAAGGCAGCGGACUCCAAGACCUCUCGUGAUAAGAGAACUUAACAAAGUGUUCCUCUACUUUUACUUCCUCUCUCUCGUAUGCCUUUCUUCUUUCUUUCCUUCCUUCCUUUAAUGUUUUCUUUCAUUUUUGCCAUCCAUCUUUAUUUACUGCAUUCCAUGUUUUUUUCCUUUCAUUUUUAUUCAAUACAUCCUUGUUUUUCUUUCUUCACCCCUUUCCUUGACCUUUUACCCUCUGUCACCCUUGCCCUUCAUUCCUCCUUUCUGCAUUCCAUCCAUCCUCUAUUCCUUCCCUCUCUACCUGAUCCCGUUCUACCUAUUUCCUUCCUUCCAUUGACUUUAUUUUAUCUUUGCCCUUCGUCCUUCCGUCCCAUUCUUCCUCCCGCCGCAAGCAAAAAACAAAAAAUGUUCUUUCUCAUUUGAAGGGCACAUCUUAAUGAAUGCAGCGUUUGUGUUGUGUUCAACGUUCAUUUAUUUAUUCCAUGCAGUUAACAGGUCAUUGUAUGUAAUCAUGCUCUCAGUGGUAUGCUUAUUGGAGAAAAAAAAACAAAAACAAGCAUAGCUGUUCAUGUCGCUGUUGAAAAGCUGAAUCUGUGCCCAUCUUGUUUAGUUGCAUUAGCUAGCUAAAGAAUUCUGCAAUUACCUUGUGCAAUAAUGUUCUUUUGAAGUUAACACAAGUACUGUACAUGAAACUCCAAUCAUCUCUGUUCAUGAACCUGUAGUACUUAUAGCAGUAGGAUUUUAGCCCUCAGGGAUUUUCUUUAUUUACUCAUAACUUCCUGUGUAAAUUUGCUUUGUCAAUCAGUCUCAUUUAGUUUGUGUUUUCCUUGUUUAAAGGUAGAUGUUAUUGACAUACAGUUGUUUUUUUUCUUUAAAGUAAUAGUUUUAUAUUUUGGGAAAAAUGCACAUCUGCUUUCUUGCGGAGAGUUAGAUACGAAGGUUGAUACCACUUUCAUGGCAGCUUAGCUUAGCAUAAAGACUAGAACCAGGGGACACAGCUAGCUUGACUCUGUCUAAAGGCAAUCAGGGAACCCAUGCGCUCAUCAUGAUUUAGCCUCUGGGGGCAACAGCCAAUAUUUCCGGGGUGUAGCCAGCGGAUAUCUGGAAAAUAUAUCUGCUAAUAUAGUUGGAUCAGUACCAAGACUUUGUCCUCCGUGCGCCGGCCAUUGUUUACUGUCCAAUUACCAAUGGAGAAUGGAGUUAGAGUUGAGCAAUGAUAAUUUAUUUUAUUUAUUUAUUAUUUUAAUAUUAAGGACAUGAAAACAACAAUUUUUAAAAGAACUGAUAAAAACACUUGAGUGUAUAAAAACAGAGGAAAUAAAAGAUAGUUUAAAUGAAAAUAAAAUUCGAGUAAAAUCAGAAAAGGCCCUCCGAUAAAAGUAUGUUUUAAGAAGGGACUUGAAACAGAUCACUGACUCAGACAGACUGUUCAAGAGCCUCGGGGCCCUGACAGCAAACGCCUCAAAGUACGUCCUGGCGUGUACGGCACUAAGAGGUCGGAGAUAUAUCUGGGAGAGAGACCAGGAAGAGCCUUAAAAGUAAUCAAUAAAAUUUUAAAAUCUAUUCUAAAACAUACCAGUCAGUCAGUGUGAAGAGGCUAACUCUUCAGUGCAGAGUUUGCAUGUUCUCCCCGAGUCAGCGUGGGUUUUCUUCGGGUUCUCUGGUGCCCUCUCACAGUCCAAAGACAUGCAGGUUAAAGUCAGUUGGUGACUGUAAGCGUGAGUGGUUGUUGUCUCUAUGUGUCAGCCCUGUGAUAACCUGGUGACCCGUCCAGGGUGAACCCUGCCUCUCACCCAGUGUCAGCUGGGAUAGGCUGCAGUCCACCCGCGACCCUUAACAGGAUAAGCGGUUAUGGAAAAAUGAAUGAAUGAGAAAAUCCACCUACAAACUCUGGCAAAUAAUUUUUUUUUUAACCUCAGCACGGAGCUGUUUCCCUCUGCCUCCAGUCUUUAUGCUAAGAUAGAGUCUCAUAUUUAUUGUACAGACGUGAGAGCGGUGUCAAUCUUCUCAUCCAGCUCUCUGCAAGAACGCAAAUGAGCAUAUUCCCCAAAAUGUCAAUCUUCUCCUUCCAUUAACCUUCUGCAUGCACUUUUAUGUUCACACAUUCUACCUUUACGCACACCAAAUAGUUCUACAAAUGUAUUAUACGGAGAAUAAUUCAUUAAUGACAAGGAAUGUGAAAUUGCACUAUUUUAGUUGAUACUACCAUGCCUCUAAUUCCUUAAUGCCAUGCACUUCGUUUCAUUCGAUAUAUGAAAGUAUAUCCCAAAGGCCAGACAGAGCAGUAUAUGAAUUCCAUGAGGUUUUCUUUGUGAAAAUGUCGGUGGUUAGUUCUGUAAGUAAGUCCGAGGGUGCUAGAUACAGUAAUGUGAAUGAAGUAAUGCACACAGGAAGACGGAGUGUGUACAUAUGUGGCUGUUUGAAGUGCUGGAUGUUGCUUUAUGCAAAGUAUUGGUAAGAAACCUGGUUGUCAGUCGCUUCUGGUUCCGUUUCGCCAACAAUGAUCAAGGGGCUGGCUACCGUGUAUGAGUUGGCAUCGAUGAAACGAUCAGAUCCGGCGUGGCAGCCAGGCUUUCAGUAAUGCACCGCACGAGGGAUUUUUGACUUCCUGUUCCUGUGGAAUUUUGGUGUCUGUUUGUUCUGCCAAGUUGUCCAUUGAGUAGCAUGUGUCUCAUCAGCGUCAUCAUGUCCUGCACCUUAACACCACUUCUGUAGCACAAAGGACAUGUUUGGUUGUUUUUCAUAUAGAUGCUGCAUUUCAUUUUGUACACUACAUUAAAAGAAGAAGAAAAAAUGUGUGCAGCAAUAAGAUUUUAAAUUAAAAAAUGGUCUCUGUAGUAUAAUUACCAGUAUAUGCACAUUAUCACCAUGAGUGUAAUAUGCUGUAUUUAAUAAAUGAUUAAACAGUCUUGGUC